Molecule: messenger RNA, 1944 nt
Organism: Clunio marinus
Lineage: Eukaryota; Metazoa; Arthropoda; Insecta; Diptera; Chironomidae
Source: the annotation of a GenBank genome assembly
AGUAACGUUUUGAGUUUCAUUUCGAAUCACCAACUUAGAAAAGAAAAAAAUCUUCAAAAUGAGUCGACUCGUAUUUUGUGCUUAUUCAACCUUUAUUAUUAGCAUUAUCAUUCAAGCAGCAAGUUUGAUUGAUAAAUGUCCUUCUGUGACAGAUUUCCCAUCAACAGAAUUGAGAAGUUUCAGCGAAGAAGAUUUCGCAUGGCAAUAUCAAAAAAGUCUUGUGAUUGCUUUUGACACGACAGGCUCAAUGGAAGAUGAUUUAGAACAAUUGAGAGAAGCUGCGAUUGUAAUCGUUAAUGAACUAUCUGAAAGGGAAGACAAUGUCAUUGAGAAUUAUAUUCUGUCAUUGUUCAAUGAUCCUUAUGUCGCAGAACCUUUUGUGACGACAGAUCCAUCAGAACUCAUUGCAAGAUUAAAUGAAGUGGUAGUGAACCCCCCCAACAGUGAUUGCCCUGAACCUGCCAUGCAAGGAAUGAAAAACGCUUUGGAAGUCGCUUAUCCGAAUUCUUUAGUUUUUGUUUUCACCGAUGCCAGUGCCAAAGAUUUUGAACUCUUCGAUGACGUUGCGGAUGUCGCAGAACCUUUUGUGACGACAGAUCCAUCAGAACUCAUUGCAAGAUUAAAUAAAGUGACAGUAAGUGGGGGUGGCGAUUGCCCCGAACUUGCUAUGCUUGGGAUUAAAAACGCCUUGGAAGUCGCUUAUCCGAAUUCUUUAGUUUUUGUUUUCACCGAUGCCAGUGCCAAAGAUUUUGAACUCUUCGAUGACGUUGCGGGUUUAAUUCAAUUGAAACAAAUUCGUGCAUAUUUUCUUUUGACUGGAAAUUGUGGAGAUUCAACAGCUCCAGGUUAUCAAGUGUUUGAGAGAAUUGCCCGUGUUAGUGAUGGACAAGUUUUCAACAUGAACAGAGAUGAAGUAAGAGACGUCAUGUUGGCAAUUCGAUUUGUUUUGGAUCCUGGUUUCGUGUCGUUAUUCUCAUUAGACUUUGAAGAAGCUGGUUCAAAUUCCACUGACAUUGCAAUCGAUCCAAGCUUCACAAGUGUCAGUGUGGCAUUGUCAGGCAUGAUGGCAGAUUUGACAGUCAGAGAUGCAUCGGGCGACAUUCCCAGUGGAGAACUUUUCUCUGCAACUAACAUCAAAAUUAUGACAAUUCCGGCUUCCAACACUGUUUUAACAGUUGAAGCAUCAGCUGAGUCUGCUUAUUCAAUUCGAAUCACUGGCAUUAGUGCGAUCCAAUUUCGUUUUGGAUUCAGUUCAUCAACGCCAAGAAACUUAAAUGAAACACAAAUUUUGCCAUUAAGAUCGCAGCCAAAUAUUUUAUCAAUUUUCGCUUCUAAUCCUUUGUUGAUAAACUGCAUGUUCCAAGUGAGUUUCAUACCGGUCGAUGACGACUUUCAAGUCAUUGAUAUGGAAUUAAAGAGAACAAGUAGCGACGUGUAUUCAACGAAUGUUAUAAAUAUUCCAAGUAGACCAUUCAAGAUAAUGGCGUACGGAGUAGAUACAGAAGGGAACGAGAUCAGCCGAUUAUUGUCGACAGGAAUUGGCAUCACAACCGUUGUUGUUUCUUGUUCAACCAAAUGUGCAAUAGACGGCACAGGCUUUGUUCCAUUCAAGUACGAUUGCUCGAGAUAUUACGUAUGCAUCAAGGGAGUCCAGCAUGCCAGAUCAUGUCCAAUUGGUGAAGCGUUCGAUGUUUCUACGUCAUCAUGUGUCAGUUCUACUGGUGUUCGUUGUUUCAGAGAUUCAUGUCUUGAUUAAUAAUUUCAAGAAUUUAAAAUAAAAAUGAAAUCAAAGUGAAAUUAAUUUUUUGUUCGCUAAACUCGAGAUUCAUUUUCACAAACAGCUUCGGUUAAAAGAUCCAACAAAAUUUCUAUUUUAGCGUUUAACAUGAUAUUUUGUUCUUGUAACUUUUGAUUCUUUUUCAGAGUUUUUGUAACAUCAUCCAA